Didymodactylos carnosus is the source of this 501-nucleotide messenger RNA. Lineage: Eukaryota; Metazoa; Rotifera; Eurotatoria; Philodinida; Philodinidae. The record is from the annotation of a GenBank genome assembly.
AUGUUCGCCAUUCUUCGAAGUUAUGGCAUUCCAGAAGAGAUCGUACAAGCCAUUCGUGUUCUCUACGACGAUUCAACAAGUAAGGUCUUCGUAGACGGUAAAUUAUUCAAAGAAUUCAAGAUCUCAACUGGCGUUUUGCAAGGAGACGUUCUGGCACCAUCUGUAUUCAUAAUUGCCAUGGCUUAUGUAAUCAGAAUGCCUGAACAGCGCCUCAAUGACCUCGCAUACGCCGAUGACAUCGUCCUACUAGAAGGAAGUCUCAUUCGAGCCCAACAACAACUCGAUAGAACAAACAACAGCGUACUCAAAGCAGGUCUCGAAAUAAAUGUCGGUAAAACAAAACGAAUGGAACUCAACACCUUAAAUGCAGCACACGGUACACUCACUCCAAACGGUGAACCAAUCGAACUGGUAGCCGACUUUAAGUAUCUUGGCUCGAUGAUGGCAUCGUCUGAAAAAGACAUGAAGCACCAUAAAUCACUCGCAUGGGUAGUAUUCUAG